CGUUAUUAGAUGUUGGUGUGGCUUGUCAUUAUAUAGCCAUUAAAAUGAGUGCUUCACUUCUGAGAAACCUUAAUGCGAAUGAAGUUAUUAUGAGGAUAGAAAAUGAAGAUUCAGAUGACAUGCUUGAAACCCAAAGUGUGUCAGAUUCAGACCCAGACUUUGUUUUUAUUCAAGAGUUUGAUGAGGAUGAAGAAAAUUGGCAAGGUGCUAAGUCUAAAAAAUUAUCCAACUACGCUCAACGCAGUUCCACAGUGACGUUGGGUAAAAGGAAACGCGUAAAACGGGCGCGCCCCUUUGGAUGGAAAAAUAAUAUUUGCAAAAGGAAUCGUCUAGCUGGAUUAAAUUACAAAAGCCGAAAAGGAAAGCAAAAUAUAGCAAGAAAAAUGGGGAUGCCGUGCAAAUCCACGUAUUGUCGAAAACCCAGCUUACGGCAAUGUGCGAGUCUGACAGAAGAUGAGAGACAGUGGGUUUUCAAAAAUUUUUGGAAAAUGGAAUCGUGGUCUGAAAGAAGAUCAUAUGUCAGGGCUUCAGUAUCGAAAGUUACCACCAAGCAAAGGAAAAUUGCUGAAAAUAUGUCAAGAAGAAAGUCAUCUUUUGAAUACCAUUUACAAUUACAAAAUGGAACAUGCAUUCUGGUGUGCAAAAAACUCUUUUCGGCUACAAUUGGCAUUAGCCAACGAACUUUGCUCUCGUGGCUGGAAGGUCCCGCACCAUUCAUAAAGUUUUUGGACCCGCAUCGUCCAAGAAAAGGUAAAACUUCUUUUAUCCAAAGGCAAGAUAUGGAUUUCAUUAUAAAAUGGUUACAUGCACUACCUACAUUGCCAUCUCACUAUUGCCGUUCUAGAGGUACCUAUAAGAAUAAAAAGUAACUAUAUCCCGGAACGACUGUUUCAAACCUUCAUCGUUUAUAUUCUGAAGAGGCAACAAAUUCUGAAAGACGGGUUAUUAGCAUCGCAGAGUUCAGGGACAUAUUUAACAAAGAAAAUAUUUUUCAUCAUUUCGGCCUAGAAAGGACCAAUGUGAUAUUUGUGUGGGAUUUUCGCAUGGAAAUAUCGACGACGGGGAGUAUAGAGCCCAUGUAAUAUCAAAAGAUGUGGCAAGAGCUGAAAAAAAAUGCCGACAAAGAAUCAGCUGAUGGGAGCAGAUCCGUUUGGACUAUGGACUUACAGGCAGUCCUGAUUCUUCCCAAAACUCACGCCAGUUCGAUGUAUUAUAAAACCAAACUUCAGAUGCAUAAUUUUACUCUUUAUAAUUUGCAAACAAAAGAAGGAUUCUGCUAUCCAUUGGAAGAGCACGAAGGCGAUUCAAGUAGUGAAGUUUUUGCCUCGCUACAGUUCUCUCAUUUCAACCAAUGUGUUACAGAUCAUCCUUCAAUAAAAGAACUAGUGAUAUGGAGUGACAGUUGUGGCUAUCAAAACCGUAAUGUAAUCGUCGCAAAUACAUAUUUAGAUUUGGCACGGAAACAUAAAAUUAAAAUAACGCAGAAAUUUUUAACAACUGGACACACUCAGAUGGAAGUGGAUGCAAUGCAUUCCAUGAUUGAGAAAAAAGUUUUGGCCGACGUCAUUACGUCACGUGAUUAUCACGUAAUCAUGCAGUGUGCAAGGUCUCGGCCAUUUCCAUACCAGGUCAAGUCAGUACAACAUCAGGAUUUUAAGAAAAUGACGUGGAAAUACUUUGCCAGUAUACGCCCUGGAAAUACAGCAGGUGAUCCAAAGGUGCAUCAUCUCCGAGCAAUACAGUAUACUUCCACAAUUCACCUCAAAACUACGUUUAUGGAUGAGUGGGAAUUACUUCCACGCAGAAUGCAUAAACCCGAAAAACCAUUCCAAUGGAUAAAUUUGUUUCCAGGUCUACUUAAGAUAAGCUGUAGAAAAUUUUGUGAUUUACAAGAAAUGAAGAGAGUGCUGCCAACAUACGCACAUUGCUUUUAUUACAAAAUUUUACACCAUUUAUAAUAAAUAACUACCAUAUUUUCAAAGAAGAAAUGCAAAGUUACGUUAGUUUUCGCUGAGUAGUUAAUUUUACAAAAGUUUUUUUUUCUUCUGUUUUUUCAAUGAAUUCUCCAUUGUUUGUUGAAUGGCAUUGUAUGGUUGUGUUGACAAGGUUAAAGUUAUGAUCGAAUCGUAUUUUGAAUGUCGUACACACCUGCAAUUCAGCGCUCUUUUUUAUUUUUUUAUACUUUAUAAUCAAUAUCUAUGAAAAGUCUCAA
Molecule: messenger RNA, 2212 nt
Organism: Styela clava
Lineage: Eukaryota; Metazoa; Chordata; Ascidiacea; Stolidobranchia; Styelidae
Source: RefSeq, a predicted model, not a curated record